GCCGGGCCCGCCGCCAUGUCACCCCGGGGUCGCCGCGCCAUGAGCCGUGCGUGCGCCCGGCUGCUGCCCCGCGUCUGUGCCGCUCUGGCCGACCCGCGGCAGCCCGGCUCCGAUGACACCUGCCUGGAGAAAAUGCUCGAUUGGUUCCGGGAGCUGAGGGAGGCCGGUGAGUGCCCGCCGCGCCGGUGGACGGCCGGGGUCGGUCUGAGCGGGUGAGGGAGAGCUCACCUUGAGGGCUGCGCCGGGGGUUGGGCUUCAGAGCCCACCGUGAAGCUGCUGCGUGACAACCCCUGUCUGACAGAGUUCUUCACCGCCGUGCUGGCGCUGCCGGAGCCGGAGCCGAACGUCCUCUCCUUCACGCUGCGGUUGGCUGGGAUAGUCGCAGCUGUGGAAGACAGCUUCAUGCACCUGCAGCAGCUGGAGCUGUUGGCCAGGCUCUUUGGUGAGGAUGGGCCUCUGAACAGCGCAGCUUGGGAAGAUGCAUCUGUGCGAAGUGGCUGGGUGGAGGGCGUGCACAGCAUGGUGCAGCACCAGUCUGCCCUCCACUUCAUCUGCAGUGGUGGAGGCAUAGAUGUGAUCUUCACUCUGCAAGGGGAUCCCAGCCUGUUUGUGGCUUCAGCUGCCUGUCGACUUCUGGUGCACUUGCUCACCCUCUCUGUAGGGUCUGAACUGACUGUACCUCUCAACGCAAAGGACUGCGACUGGCCAGCAUGUGCCCACAUGAUUAUAAGGCAUAUAGAAGAGUCUCUUCAAUCCAACUCUGCCUCUCACAUCAAGCAGUCAUUAAAACUGUUAACUAGUCUGUUUGGCAGUUGUCAAGCUCCUUGGACUAAAGUGCUUUGGUUAGGCAUGGCAAAGCAAGUAGAAUCCUUCUUGACAGAAGAUUCUGUUCAAGCACAGCACAUACUGGCGGAUCUUCUUCUAAACAUGGCAAGGUCUCCUGUGUUUCAUGACACUGAAGGCAGUUUUUGGGCAUUAGUGACAUCUGCUCUGGAACACUUAACCCCAGUACAAUCAAGUCCUUUGGCAGUGGGAAUUCUGAGACUCCACCGAUGCCCACAAGUUGUGAGGAUUAAAGCACUGACUGUUCUCCUACAACCAAUGGACUGUAUUUUGAGAGCAGCCUUCCAGCCUCUGGAAUAUGCAGGUUUGCUGGAUGAGUCGGUUAGUGAUCCCUCUGCUGUUGAAAGCCUUCUGUCCUCCAAGUCAUCUUGUGCUAGUCUUCUGUGUCAGACUCUUGCUCAUCUGGAGGAGCUGCUCUCUGUGGUUUUUUUGCCCGUGAAUUUACCCUAUGCAUCUUUGCUACGUUCUGUCGUGACAAUAUUACAGUUCUGUAAUGGCCUCCUGAUUCCAGCUUCUCCUCUGGGAAGCAAGAUUAGCCAAAUCUUGGUAGGUUGCUUCCGAGUGCAGAAGUCAGCUCUUGAUGCCCUUGCAGCACUUUCUGACCGGAAAUGCUCUGACACAGUUGUGGGAAGUUUAUUUGACGUCCUUCUGGCAUACCUGGAGAGUCCGAACACUACUCCGACUGUUCUGAAAAAAUCAUUUAAAGCUAUGUCCAAGUGGUUGAUGAGUUUGCCAGGAAUGUCCUUCUUCAAAAAUCAGCAACAAACUGAGAAGACUUUGCAAGAUGUAUUUCUGGUGCUGCAGAAGCGUUUGUGCAGUCCUUGUUGGGAAGUACGAGAUUCUUCUCUGGAGUUCCUCACCAACUUGAUUAGAAACCUGAGAGACCAUGAUGAGUUCAGGCAGUCUCUCCUAUCUUCAGAGGUGCCAAAGCUUACAGAAAAUCUUCUUGAGGAUCCAGAGAGCUAUGUGCGAGCGAGCGCUGUGACUGCUAUGGGACACCUGGCCUUCAUUACUUACUUCUUCGUUCCAGAGUCACCCGUUGCAGGGAAUCAAUAUAAUAAAGAGAAAACUGUGGCAAAGCUUCAAGAAAUCUUGUCCACAGACCCAGAGGGCUUUCCUAGGAGAGCUGUGAUGAACGUCUUCACCAUGUGGCUGAAAGAGAGCUGCACAGGUCAACUGGAAGAGACAGAGCAGUUUGUCUCUACAGUCGUCCAGACCACAGCGCAUGACUUAGACUGGGAAGUUAAACUUGGUUGUUUGGAACUGGUUCAAAUUUUCUGUAACCAUAUGUUUUGCAGAUUUGGCCUUCCUGAAUGCCCUUAUGCUCCUAUCUCAUCUGCAGUCACUAGUUCCAUUUGUCAGAAUGAGCCACUGCAGAUAUUUUGCCGAGCAAACCUGUUCAGCUUCUUGUUUCGGUCUUUGUGUGACUGUGACAAGCCAGUGGGUCAGAAAGCCUGUGAUAUACUGCUUGCCUUAAAAUCUCAUUUCUGUCAGAGUAGCACCACAGAUUUACAAGGGCCUGGAGACUUAUCUGCAGGACAUGGCAUUCAUUGGUUACAAGGGACACUAAGGCAGGGUUCUCUGGUCCAGAACUUCCCCACAGAUGAUGGUAAUGGAGUAGACUUUCAAGAUCCAGAGAGCAUGAUGUUAGCUUUGAGAACAAUAGACUUAGUGGAACUACACAACGACCUAAAUAAAUGUAGUGACUAUGUGGAGAAAAGCCCCCAGUCCCUCUUAGAGGACAUCCUUGCUACUGUGGGGACUGCAGAGGAGAAUGAAGCCGACUGCUACUAAAUACAUCUUUUGCUUUGCGGGAAUGGUACUUACACAGGUUUCUUGUGAAGAGAAUUUUUGCUGCCAAAGUCUUUUGUGAGAGGAGAUAGUAGGAAGUGUUACUCUGAACAGAAAAAAAAGGAAUAGUUUUGUUAGCUGUUAAAGGUAUUAGAAAAAUCUUUGCUUUAACACUGAUGUUUUUUCUUGUUUUUAAGUAUAUUUCCUGAUAAACUGAUCUGCCUGUUUUAUUUUUUUUAAGUAAAUAAAGAAAUGCAUUUCUUCUGUU
Molecule: messenger RNA, 2902 nt
Organism: Gallus gallus (chicken)
Lineage: Eukaryota; Metazoa; Chordata; Aves; Galliformes; Phasianidae
Gene: BRAT1
Product: BRCA1 associated ATM activator 1
Exons: 13
Coding region: 403-2637 (744 amino acids)
Biological process (GO): DNA damage response; cell population proliferation; positive regulation of protein phosphorylation
Cellular component (GO): nucleus
Source: RefSeq, a predicted model, not a curated record